Molecule: messenger RNA, 2628 nt
Organism: Prorocentrum cordatum
Lineage: Eukaryota; Dinophyceae; Prorocentrales; Prorocentraceae
Source: the annotation of a GenBank genome assembly
UGCUGGGAUCAGCCACCAACGCCGGCUCCGCCACCGUCUCCAGCGCCCACUCCGAAUUUGCCAUUCUGCGUUGGAGCAUAUGCGGACCUCUUCGUAAACGCCUAUUACAGUGAUGAGCCCGACGGAUGCACCACGUAUGCAAGUGACUGGCCAGGCCCGGACGGUGUGACUAUUGGCGGGAGCUAUUCUUAUUGCGAUGACGACACGAAUACUUUCGAUGGGGUCGAAUACACAGCAGCUGAGAUUUGCGCAGAGUGCGACCAGUGCUGGGAUCAGCCACCAACGCCGCCUCCGACAUACUCGCCGCCUCCGACGCCAGCCCCGACUUUGGCUCCGACGCCGGCUCCGACGCUGGCGCCGACAUCACCGCCAGCGCCGACACCGCCGCCGUUGUGCAGGGAGUGGUGCGAUACAGAUUCGGACCCGUCCCAGUGCGACUGGGGCGCUUGCAACGGCUGCUCUGCGUGCAUUCCGCCGUCUGCAGCGCCGACUCCAGCGCCACCGACUCCAGCGCCGCAGCCGACUGCAGCAGCUACGCCGGCGCCCACCUCUCCCCCCACGUCAUCACCUACGCCAGCACCUACGCCAGCACCGCUUCAGACGCCAGCACCUACGCCAGAACCUACGCCAGCACCCACGGCAGCACCGCUUCAGACGUCAGCACCUACGCCAGCACCUACUCCAGCACCUACGCCAGCACCUACGCCAGCACCUACGCCAGCACCUACGCCAGAACCUACGUCAACACCUACGACAGCACCUACUCCAGCACCUACGCCAGAACCUACGCCAGCACCUACGCCAGCACCGCCAAUAUCUCUUCCGACGGCAGCACCAACGCCAGCGCCAACGGCUGAACCCGUCUACGCCAUGAUCUACAGUGUAGGAAAGUGCAAAGGGACCGGGGCCACGACCACGGCGGGCAGUCUCGAGGAAUGUGCCAUCUUGUGCGACGCACAAGUGGGUUGUCUCUUCUUGAGUUAUUCUGUUGGUUCUGGGGACUGUAAGCUUUCUCAGGACUGUGACGACGUCGGUUCAGACCCGAGCUACAGCGUGUACCAGAUUGGCGCAACCCCGGCUCCAACUGCGGCACCAACGCCACUGACCUGGGGCAUCUACGCUACUGGAAAGUGCAAGGGUGCCGCGACGUCGGACCUUACUGGAAUGACCGUCGCUGAAUGCGGCAGUUUGUGCGGGCAGUCGAACGGCUGCAUGUUCUUCAGCCACUCCUCGACGGAAUGCCAUGUGCAUCCUGGCUGUGCCGAUGUGAACCCAUACCUAACAGACUCCACAAUCUACCAGUUGUAUUUGACCAUGGCGCCCACCUUCGCGCCAGGGGUCCCAACACCUGCGCCCACCCCGGUGACGUAUGGGAUCUACGACACAGGAAAGUGCAAGGGCACUGGCACGACGGACAGUUCCGGACUGACCGUCGAGCAGUGCGGCAGCCUGUGCGCACAGACGAGUGGUUGCAUGUUCUUCAGCUACUCCGCGACGGAGUGCAAGCUGAGUGACACUUGUGUCGGCAUCAACUCGUUCGAGACGGACUUCACAAUCUACCACUUGGCGUUGACCCUGGCGCCCACCUUCGCGCCAGGGGUCCCAACACCUGCGCCCACCCCGGUGACGUAUGGGAUCUACGACACAGGAAAGUGCAAGGGCACUGGCACGACGGACAGUUCCGGACUGACCGUCGAGCAGUGCGGCAGCCUGUGCGCGCAGUCGAGUGGUUGCAUGUUCUUCAGCUACUCCGCGACGGAGUGCAAGCUGAGUGACACCUGUGACGGCAUCAACUCGUUCGAGACGGACUUCACAAUCUACCACUUGGCGUUGACCCUGGCGCCCACCUUCGCGCCAGGGGUCCCAACACCUGCGCCCACCCCGGUGAUGUAUGGGAUCUACGACACAGGAAAGUGCAAGGGCACUGGCACGACGGACAGUUCCGGACUGACCGUCGAGCAGUGCGGCAGCCUGUGCGCGCAGUCGAGUGGUUGCAUGUUCUUCAGCUACUCCGCGACGGAGUGCAAGCUGAGUGACACCUGUGACGGCAUCAACUCGUUCGAGACGGACUUCACAAUCUACCACUUGGCGUUGACCCUGGCGCCCACCUUCGCGCCAGGGGUCCCAACACCUGCGCCCACCCCGGUGACGUAUGGGAUCUACGACACAGGAAAGUGCAAGGGCACUGGCACGACGGACAGUUCCGGACUGACCGUCGAGCAGUGCGGCAGCCUGUGCGCGCAGUCGAGUGGUUGCAUGUUCUUCAGCUACUCCGCGACGGAGUGCAAGCUGAGUGACACCUGUGACGGCAUCAACUCGUUCGAGACGGACUUCACAAUCUACCACUUGGCGUUGACCUUGGCGCCCACCUUCGCGCCAGGGGUGCCGACCCCUGCGCCCACCCCGCUGGUCUACACGCUGUGGAAUUCGGUCGGGAUGUGCAAAGGAACUCCGCUGGCAUUUCCCACCACAGCGGACCUCCAGGCCUGCGGGGUCGCCUGCUUGGCUCAGUCGGGCUGCGCGUACUUCAGCUACGCGAGCAGCUCUGGAGGCUGCAAGCUUACUUCGUCGUGCGACAGGAACAAGUGGAUGACAGACUACGCGAUCUACGAGCUGGGCGCGCGGUGA